UCUACCAAUAUGAGAAUGGAGAAUUUCAAAAGUUGUAAGAUGGAGGAGAAAACUUCUUCUUCUUCCACCAUUUCUGCAGAGCAUGAUGCCAUCAAUCUCCACUACACUGAGCUUGUUCCUGAAGCAGGAACAUCAAUCGCGUCGAAGAAGAACAAGAAUGCGACAACAACAGCAACAACAUCUCGCAAAGAUGGCCUGGCAGCUCGAACGAAACGACGUCAAGGCAAUAAUCAAAACAACAAGUCAACAUCCACCACUACUGCAGCAAGCAGUACUACCAACGCGCAACAACAAAAACAUGACAGCCAGAACGACGUUGAGCAUGAAGUAUCUGGCAUGGUCGAGG
Messenger RNA from Amoebophrya sp. A25, 346 nucleotides. NCBI's taxonomy places the organism in Eukaryota, Dinophyceae, Syndiniales, Amoebophryaceae. The record is from the annotation of a GenBank genome assembly.